ACGUUCCGUCUCAGCUUCAUUUUAUUGAAAACUUUUGAGAAUCUUUUGUAACAUUUGUAAAAGUGACCUCUCUAUUGUAGAGUAUUUUUUAAAGUCUUAAAUGAACUGAGAGGUUUGAAGAGGUGUGUUCGAGAGACCUGAAGAGCUCGAAAUUGGAUUAACGUCGUCAGCCGCCUUUAAGAACUACAGCGAACGCUCAAGCAAUGUGUCUCGUGCGUGCUCGCUCUUAAUCCCAGCUCAACGGUCGAUUUCUUACCUCAGAAUUAUCAUGAGUCCUUAAACUUUCUCUAAAAAAACAGAAACGUUGAAGAAAUAGUUUUUAAAGCUUCACUCGGACAUGGAGAAUUACCACCACCACCCAAGAUAUGAGGGCUCAAGUCAAGGGAGGGAGAAUAAAAUACAUCGGAAAAGAGGAUUUGGAGUUGGAGUUGCUUCUCAUGGCAGUUCAAGUGGUGAUGACGGGGAGAGGAAACCGAAAUUCCACUUGAAUAUCAGAACACUUACUGAUGACGUGUUGGACAGGUUUGCCAGUAUCAGGAUACCUGGCAGUAAAAAGGAACGACCACACCUCUCCCACAUGGCCAAGCACUCCACUUCUGCUGACUGGACCACUCCCUCUGAAUUUGAGGAGCUGUCUUCAAAGAUAACCUCGGAAAAGGAAAUCCUUGCCCUCUUCGAGAAAAUGAUGGAGGAUAUGAAUUUAAAUGAAGAGAAGAAAGCACCACUCAGAGAGAAGGACUUGAGCAUAAAACGGGAGAUGGUCCUUCAGUACAUCGUCACAGCUGCAAAAACCGGUAGUUUGAGGAGCAGCAGCCAGGUUUCUCCUCUGGAGUUUCUCAGUGAGCUCAAAAGUGGAGCCACUGAUGAGAGACUGUUCGCCUGUCUGGACUCUCUUAGGGUGUCUCUCACCAGCAACCCAGUCAGCUGGGUGCAGAGUUUUGGCCAUGAGGGACUGGGCCUCCUGUUGGAGACACUGGAGAGGCUCCUCCUCAAAAAACACAAAGAAAAGGUGGAUGAGAAGAGUCAGCACAAAGUCAUUCAGUGCCUCAAGGCCUUUAUGAACAACAAGUAUGGACUGGAGCGGAUUCUUAGUGAGGAGAAGAGCCUGGUCAUUUUGGCCCAAGCCAUUGACCCAUGUCAGCCGGCCAUGAUGACGGAUGUAGUCAAACUGCUUUCUGCAAUUUGCAUUGUGGGAGAAGAGAACACUUUGGAGAAAGUCCUUGAAGCCAUCACCACUGCAACAGAGAGAAGAGGGGUGUCACGCUUUAGUCCUAUCGUCCAAGGCCUUAGUGUUCGUUCUGUCCAGUUACAGGUGGCUUGCAUGCAGCUCAUUAAUGCCCUCGUAACGUCUCCUGAUGAGUUGGACUUCAGGCUUCACAUCCGAAAUGAAUUUAUGCGCUGCGGACUGCGAGAGAUCCUGCCGAGCCUGAGUGCUAUAAAAAGUGAUGCUCUGGAAAUCCAACUAAAGGUGUUUGAGGAGCACAAGGAGGAGGACAUGAUUGAGUUCUCCCAUCGCCUGGAGGACAUCAGGAGUGAACUGGAUGAUAUCGGGGAUGUGUUUAAUGUGUUAUAUAGCACUGUGAAGGAGACCGAUGCCGAGAGUUAUUUCCUCUCAAUACUGCAGCAUCUGCUUUUGGUCAGGAACGACUAUUUCACACGGCCUCAGUAUUUUAAGAUCAUAGAGGAGUGUGUCUCUCAAAUCGUUCUUCAUCGUAGUGGCACCGAUCCUGACUUCACCUACCGCAAACGUCUGGAUGUGGACUUCAGCCACCUGUUAGAGGUGUGUGUGGAUAAAGCUAGGUCGGAAGAAUUUGAACAGAGGGCGUCUGAGUUGGCUCAAAAGUUUGAUGAGGAGUUCCUGGGCAGACAAGAAGCUCAGGCCCAACUGUUGAAUAGAGAGGAGAAGAUCAGUGAGCUGGAAGCUGAACUUCUGGCAUUUAGAAACCAGUUUGGGGCAGUUCCAGUGGUCUUGCCUUCAUUGCAGUCUGCCCAGGCCUCGUCUUCAAGCUCAUUUCCACCUGUUCUGCCUCCUCCUCCCCCUGGUCUGGGGGCUUCUGCUCCACUGCCCCCUCCUCCGCCACCGCCCCCACUAGGCUGUGGCUUCAUGGCCGGUGUGCCGCCACCCCCUCCUCCUUUGGGGCUUGCAUUCUCCUCACCCCAAUACAUGCUGCCGUUUGGCCUGAAGCCAAAAAAGGAAUUCAAGCCCGAGACGUCUAUGAAGCGCCUCAACUGGUCCAAGAUUUCACCCCAGGAGAUGUCCGAGAGCUGUUUUUGGAUCGUCGCUAAUGAGUAUUGUUACGAGAAUGAAGACCUGCUCUCCAGACUAGCCGUCACCUUUUGUACACAGAAAACCGCUCGAAAAGAAGAGGAUGACCUGGAGGAGAAGAAAUCAAUAAAGAAGAGAGUCAAAGAACUGAAAGUGCUGGACCCAAAGAUAGCGCAGAACCUCUCCAUUUUCUUGGGGUCAUUCCGUAUGUCAUACGAGGAGAUCAGGAGAAUCAUAUUAGAGGUGGAUGAGGAUCAGCUGACUGAGCCCAUGAUCCAGAAUCUUGUGAAGCACCUUCCAGAACAAGAGCAGCUCAACACACUGGCUAAAUACAAGAACGAAUAUGCAAACCUUUCUGAACCGGAGCAGUUUGGAGUAGUGAUGAGUAGCGUGAAGCGUCUAAAACCCAGACUGAACUCCAUCCUAUUUAAACUACAGUUUGAAGAGCAGGUGAAUAACCUGCGUCCAGAUAUUAUGGCGGUGAACGCAGCCUGUGAUGAGGUGAGGAAGAGUAAACCCUUCAGCAGGCUGCUGGAACUCAUUCUGCUCAUGGGGAACUUCAUGAACGCCGGCUCCCGGAACGCCCAGUCCUUUGGCUUCAACCUCAGCUCACUCUGCAAGCUCAAGGAUACUAAAUCAGCAGAUCAGAAGACCACUCUACUGCACUUCCUGGCAGACAUCUGUGAGGAGAAAUACCCUGAAGUGCUGAAGUUUGUGGACGAUCUACAUCAUGUGGACCGGGCCAGUCGAGUAUCAGCAGAAAACCUUGAGAAGUGUCUGAAACAGAUGGAGAAACACCUGCUGCAAUUGGAGAAGGAUCUGGACACUUUCAGCUCCACAGACGACCAGCAGGACCUGUUCCACAGCAAGAUGGCAAGUUUCUCUACACAAGCGAGAGAUCAGUACCAGAAGCUGGUGAUUAUGCACAGUAACAUGGUGACUCUCUACCUCAACAUGCUGGAGUAUUUCGCCAUUGACUCCAAGAAGACCUCCGUGGAAGAACUCUUCACUGACAUCAGCAACUUCAGAGCCAUGUUCAUGCAAGCACUGAAGGAGAAUGGAAGGAGAAGAGAGGCGGAGGAGAAGCAGAGGAAGGCAAGGGCAGCCAAAGAGAAGGCCGAGCGAGAGAAACAGGAGCGGCAGAUGAAGAAGAAAAGACUGCUGGAGGUCAACACAGAGAACGAUGAGACUGGUGUGAUGGAUUGUCUGCUGGAGGCUCUGCAGUCUGGAGCCGCUUUCAGAGACCGCAGGAAAAGAGCGCCCAGACCCCGAGAUGAACCACCUUACCGGCUCAGCCUGAGUCCACAAAGAGCUGUUCUAAAAGACUGCAAUCACGAAAACACGAAGGUGCCUCUACAAAGGUCACGGUCACGGCAGAAUAUCAAUUUCAGCUCAACGCGGGCACCCACUGCCAAGGAGCCUCAUUACGAGAGCGAACCCCAUCCGUCUGCAGCCCACAGACCGACCCACCGCCCCGACAGAGAGAAGGAGAAAGAAAAAGCGAGAGAACGAGACAAGGAAAAAGAGCAAACGCCACAGCUUUGUUCAUCCAACGGAGACACGGACGUGGAGGCCUUGCUCGCUCGCCUGCGUGCCCUCUGAUGACAUCACCACCGCAUCUGCGAAUCCUCCCCAGACCUCACGGUUUGACCUCUGUAGUCACUAUGGUGACACACAGACAAAAAAAUUAAACAAAGCUCGCAGUCACCUUUACUAAUAAAUGCCGUCAGGUUGUUGCUCGCACACACACAUAGAAAGAGUCUUAACAAUUAACCUUUCCCGUCCGUCUCCUCUGCCCUUUUACCCCCAACAACGUGUCAACCGAAGCAUGAUUCAUUGUGCCGGUCUGGUCCAGGUUGAAAACUCGACGCUUCAGUCGUCACUGUCUUUUAUUAAGCACCUAAUUACUGGACAGUUACGAAUGACCUUUAAGCCAAGCACUCGCCUCAUUUUAAUGUAAUAAACAGAGCAAUUAUUACUCUUUAAAAGGCUUUAAGCGGUUCUCUAGGAUGAAGCAUAUUCACAUAUGCAGACAAAUCAGAUUUACCUUCUGUAAAAUAUUUAGCAUAAUGACACUUUGCUCAUCACAUAUCUAUAUGUUAAAAUUAGUUUAUUAUAAAUAUUAAUCACAUUUCUACUCUUUCCAAUGUAUCUUCUUCACCCAUGUGUAUGUAAUCGAAUUAAAACCCAAAAGUUUUAUUAUGCAUGAAAAACUUUAUACUUCCUAAGAUUAUUAAUGUACUAUUAUUAUUUUUUUUCUAUUUUUGAAAUAAAAAGAAUGUAUAAGUUGUUUUUCUCACCUCACAGGAAAUGUUGUUAUGCAGGAGUGUCAGGAGAGAAUAAUGCACAUUUGUUCUGGGAUCUGCGUUUCCUUUUGUCCUUGUUUGUUAGACAUUCAAUUGUUUUUUUUGUAUGUUUAUUUUUCUGUCUUGUUGUGUGUGUGUGUGUGUCUUCGUAUAAUUGGCAGUUUUUCACAUUCCUCCUCAUGAUGUUUUCUGUUCUGCUAUUCCUGAUGUAAUUUUCCUCUUUACUGCUCUCAAUCAGGCGUGACAUCGGAAUGAGAUUACCUAUGAAAUCACAUCUUUCUCUCUCUCUCUCUCUCUCUCUCUCUCUCUCUCUCUCACGUGCUUUCUCUCCCUGGACUUUUACUUCUUUCACAUCACCUUUUUUUAAUUUCUUGAUAUUCCUGUUACUGCCGUAGACAUAUUUAGGGUAAAAUUAUUUUGGUGAAAUCUUUCAAAUAAA
This is a messenger RNA of Xyrauchen texanus (razorback sucker), 5011 nucleotides long. It is a transcript of the gene diaph3, whose product is annotated as diaphanous-related formin 3. The record is from RefSeq and is a predicted model, not a curated record. NCBI's taxonomy places the organism in Eukaryota, Metazoa, Chordata, Actinopteri, Cypriniformes, Catostomidae. Gene Ontology annotation, cellular component: cytoplasm; actin filament. Gene Ontology annotation, molecular function: microtubule binding; small GTPase binding; actin binding. The transcript is spliced from 28 exons. The coding region runs from base 338 to 3868 and encodes 1176 amino acids. Gene Ontology annotation, biological process: actin filament polymerization; actin cytoskeleton organization.